UCUGUGACACCCUUCAUUUCCUUGCUUGCUCGUAGGGUUUUGAAAGAAAUGGCAGGACCUCUUUGUCCAGUCUUUACUCGUACAUGAUCAGAGUGUUUGGCUGGGGAGCCCACCACGGCUGAGCCACCAUCAGGCUUUUUGAAACGGUGUGCAAGGCAUCGACUACGGAAAAUGUGGGUGCCGAGUUUUCUCCGUCGCGAGUCGACAGUCGGGUCCAAAGCAGCGUUGACGUGGUCUCACCCACACCCGUGUGAUGUUCUAAUGGUUGUUGCCAUGGCAAUGUGGGCGGUCUGCAUACCCAGGCCUGCAAUGGGAAUAGAUCUACCGGCGACGACGCCGGCAACGACGUCGCCCGGGCCCAAAACGACAAUGACCGGAUCCCCCGUGACAACUGGUUUUCCCACUACGCUGCUAACACUGGGAACAGAUGGACUGGUGACGACUGCACCCAGGCCCAACGCGACAACACCCGGGUCCGAAACGACAACCAGGCCUAACGCGUCAACACCCAGGUUCAACGCGACAGCACCCACGUUUGCCACGACAACACCGCUACACAACACGACAACUAGCACUGCCGCGGUGCCAGCGGGUAGCGUGAAAACCACCACCACCACCACCACCACCACCCGUGCAGCAGUGUCCGUGGCCGUACCGCCAUCACCGCAGAAAUGCUACGCACGGUUGUGCAUCUACAUCUGUACUGGACUGGGUCUGACGGAAUUCAACCCAGACGGCGUCCCUGCUUCCACCACACAUAUAGAUCUGUCAGUUAACAAUCUCUUUAGCCUACCGGAUAAUGCUUUUCGUACUACCCGAAACCUCCUUGAACUAGUUCUAUCAUGGAACAUAUUAAACACGUGGAACACACGGCCGUUUCAUGCUGUACCCUUCCUGCGGCGCUUAGAUCUGAGCAAAAACCUAAUCUUUUCAGUGCCUGAAUAUCUGUUUUCCGCCUUGCCUGAAUUAACUUCCCUUGACCUAUCGGACAAUCAUUUACUGGAUCUACCCAACAGAGUGUUUAACUUCAACCCCAUACUGUCGAGACUGAACUUGGACGGAAAUCUUUUCAGCAGUCUGAACCCGGAAAUGUUUGAUCCUAUCGCCUCACUCACAGCCAUUGGUCUAGCCCACAAUCGAAUCUCCACCUUACCACCUGGUAUCUUUGAUGGUCUUGCACACCUACAGAACGUGUAA
Sycon ciliatum is the source of this 1197-nucleotide messenger RNA. Its product is annotated as slit homolog 3 protein-like. The coding region runs from base 172 to 1197 and encodes 341 amino acids. The transcript has 8 exons. NCBI's taxonomy places the organism in Eukaryota, Metazoa, Porifera, Calcarea, Leucosolenida, Sycettidae. Gene Ontology annotation, molecular function: protein binding. The record is from RefSeq and is a predicted model, not a curated record.